This is a messenger RNA of Anthostomella pinea, 1128 nucleotides long. NCBI's taxonomy places the organism in Eukaryota, Fungi, Ascomycota, Sordariomycetes, Xylariales, Xylariaceae. The record is from the annotation of a GenBank genome assembly.
AUGUCCACAGGCGCCAUCGCCGUCGUCCUCGCCCAAACGCCCAACCGCUUCGACGGCCUGCAAACCAUCGGCAAGAUCUUCUUCAUCCUCGACCUCAUACUCUUCGCCCUCUUCAACGCUAUGAUGGCUACGCGCUUCAUCCUCGUCCCUGCGAAGCUCACUGCAUCCUUACACCAUCCUGUUGAGGGGCUAUUCUUUGGCGCAUACUGGGUCAGCGUCUCGCUCAUAUUGAACUGCAUGCAAGCGUAUGGCGUGCCUCAUACCGGACCCUGGCUUGUAAAAGCAAUAGAAGUGCUGUACUGGAUGUACGUCGGUACUGUACUGCUGGUGGCGGUCUUCCAGUACUACACUUUCUUUCAAGAGGAGAGGUUGGCUGUGGAGAAUGCCUUACCGGCGUGGAUCUUCCCUAUCUACCCAUUGCUGGUUAUUGGACCUAUGGCUGGGACUUUCAUACCGAGUCAGCCGCAGAGCGCGGCGUAUCCCAUGUGGGUGAGCGCAGUAAUGCUACAGGGUCUUGCAUGGACGGUGGCACUGAUGAUGUAUACAAUAUACACGCUGCGACUCAUGUCCAGCGUCCUACCUCCUCCGCCUACUAGGCCGGGGAUGUACGUCAGUGUUGGGCCAGCCGGUUACACAGCAGCCGGCCUCAUCUCCCUAGGUACCCGCGCUCCCAACAUCCUCCCCCCACACGUCUUCAACAUGUCUUCCUCCCUCCCCGACGGCGACAUCGUAAAAGUCAUGGGCAUCAUGUCCGGGACUUUCAUCAUCCUCUUCGCCCUCUGGUUCUUCUUCAUCUCCACCGUCGCCGUCAUAUCCGGAAGCAAAAGAAUGACCUUCACCCUAAACUGGUGGGCGUUCGUCUUCCCCAACGCUGGGUUAACGUUAGCGGCGAUUCAGGUUGGGAAAGCGUUCAAUAACAGUGCUGGUAUCAACGGCAUUUGUAGCGCUCUGACGAUUAUGCUUGUCAUCAUGUGGUUGUUCACGGCCGUCUUUCAUAUCAAAGCGCUAUGGGAGGGGAAGCUUUUGUGGCCGGGGAAGGAUGAGGAUAAGGAUAUGAAGUUUCAUCGGGGGGAUCGUAGGGUGCAUACUGGUAGAACUGGGUUUUCUUGGGGAAGGCAUGGUACAUAG